This is a messenger RNA of Rubroshorea leprosula, 484 nucleotides long. NCBI's taxonomy places the organism in Eukaryota, Viridiplantae, Streptophyta, Magnoliopsida, Malvales, Dipterocarpaceae. The record is from the annotation of a GenBank genome assembly.
AAAAUACAUGGGGCAGUUACGAGUGCAGCUGCAAUGGUGGUUUAUUGUACAUGCAUGAGCAUGACACGUGCAUUAGUAAAGAUGGCAACACUGAGGUGAGCUGGGGCUUUGUUUGGGUAAUUUUUCUUGGCUUGGCUGUUACUGGAGCAGCAGGGUAUGCCAUGUACAAGUACAGGAUCCGGAGAUACAUGGAUUCUGAGAUACGUGCUAUAAUGGCACAAUACAUGCCAUUGGAUAACCAACCUAAUAAUGUUGCCCAUGCUGAGAUCUAAAGGCAUAGGGGCCAGGGUAGCAAAGAGCUGCUGUUGGAGAGAGGGGUGUAACAAACUUACUUCGGAAUAAACCAUUACUGGGUGCAAAUUACAACGUCCUAGUUGUUUGUAGCAGCAUUAUUUAAUAUUUUUAAUCUGCAUUUACUGAUAUUUAGAGUGAAGCUUCUUUUUUCUUUUUUGCAGUCUUCGUAAAGUAAAUUUAAGUUGAUUCC